This is a messenger RNA of Kogia breviceps (pygmy sperm whale), 12828 nucleotides long. It is a transcript of the gene PPARGC1B, whose product is annotated as PPARG coactivator 1 beta. Gene Ontology annotation, molecular function: transcription factor binding; RNA binding. Gene Ontology annotation, biological process: positive regulation of transcription by RNA polymerase II. Lineage: Eukaryota; Metazoa; Chordata; Mammalia; Artiodactyla; Physeteridae. The record is from RefSeq and is a predicted model, not a curated record. Gene Ontology annotation, cellular component: nucleus.
CUGGUAGAAUUUACAUCUCUGUAAAAAGAAAAAGAAUAAUUCACAUCUCUGGACCUUUGUUUCUCCAUCUGUCAAAUGGGCAUAAGGAGGGCCCAUUUAUCCAUCACACAUGUCUGGGAUCAUUUUGCUCUGUGGGCAGAUGGGGAAAAAGCAGGUGUUUCUCUUCCUACCCUGCUUCAUGAUUCCCAUACUUGUGCACAGUCAUUAACAAGGCAGAGGAGGGUGAAUGAAAAUCCGCCCUUGCAAAACUGCAAAACAGUCAUAGCUGACUUCACAGCUGUUUACUGCCCUCACCUGCUGACUUGGAAACCCUUUCCUCAUUUGUAGUGUGUCAAAGAGAAAGUGAUCUGGUAAGUAUCUCCCAAAUAUAUUGGUGAGUUUAUAAGUUAGCCCUACAGGAAGAAUAGGGCAACACAAAGAAAUGCCUUGCUUAUGAUGGACUUUCAAGGGCCAAAAGCCCCUGUCCCCAAUUCCAAGACCCUUGACUGACACCACUGGAUGAUGUCUUCCACAGCCUCAGCCCUGAGAAGUUUGUCCUGUGAAGACACCUGAGCACUACCCAAUCUGGAGCUCUGGCUACUAGUCCUGGUUCUGCCCCUGAAGGGUUGUAUGACGUCCGCCACAUUCUUCUACCUGUACAGUGAAGCUGGUGGAUAACAUACCCUCCACUGUCCCUCCACAGUUCUCAGGUUCUACAAUUCAGUAGAAGAUGGAGCUGGCUUUCUAAAUUAACAAUAUAAACCAGGUAACUUUUUAGUUCCUCUUGGCUUGAGUCCCUGCCUCCUGGGACUAGAGAAAUAGGUGGGAAAUAGGUGUGUGUCUGACUCCCUGGUCUGGGUCAGAGAAUCACAGAGUUAUGGGCAGCUGGCAGGAAACCUCAGUGAUUAUCAAGACCCAUGUCCUAUCUCCCCCAUUCACUCGACAAAAAUUCACGAAGCAGUUGCAUUGAAUAAAAUGUGGGCAGGGGUGGCAGCUGUUGUGUUCACUGAUCACACUGGCUGGCACAUAGUAGGUACUCAUUAAACAUCUAUUGAAUGAUGGGUAAUUUCCUGCAGCAGAGUCAUUUAGGGGAGCCUAUGAAAUGCAGAUGCCUGGGCCCACUAGACCUGUUGAAUUGUAAUCUCUGCUGACGGGGCCCAGGUGACCGACAUGACUCCAGAGUUUGAGAAUCAUGGCUGUUAAUAUCUGAGUAAAGCAUUCUCCUAUUAUCAGAAGGGAGAAAACACUGAUGUUUUUUACUUUUGAGGAUUUGUUGGUAGUGACUAAAAUAUUCAAAUCAAAUAGGUUCACUUUGCUACAGCCAUUUCCAUGGAGCCUGGAGCAAUCUGGGCUUGCCCAGGGUAUGGGCCGGGCAAACUUUCACUAAUCUCGGGAGAGGCAAGGCCAAUAAAAAGGCAGAGGAGAUAGGAGUCAAGGCACAUGAAGUCCAAGUUUGGCAUGAUUAUUGCCCUUCACUUGAAAGUCAUAAAAUAGGAAAUGUGCCACCAUUCCAGCUUUCCGGGAGGGGUUGCUGGUGUGAGGUUUUCCUCAAUCCCUCUCAAGGGUCUGUGGCUUAGACCAUGCACAGAUCUGGCUUCAGAUCUCAGCUGUGUCUCUAACUGCUUGGUCUUGGGCUAAUCACUUUAACCCCCUUUAAGCUUUUGUUUCCUCAGUCAUAAAUGGAUAUCACACUGCUGACUACUCAGGGUUGUUGAAGACAAUCUGACAUGAUAUAAACUCAGGUGUCUGGCACAUGCACAGUACAGAAGAGCUGUUAAGUUUAGGUUGAUACCUAUUAUAUCUGGGCUGGAGUGUUCAGUAGAGGUUGGUUUAACCCUACCCUUUUGUUUUUACAUGGAGGGAAACAGCCUCAGAGAGGGGAAGCUAACUGCACAAGAUCAUCUAGCCCGUUAGGUUUCUUGAGGGCUUUUAAGGAUCAGAGAAGGUGAUGAGUUGACUCUGUGGUUGGCCCUUGACAAAAGAAUUCCUGGGAUAAGGUGUUUUUAUAAAAGAAGCUGGAUGUCUCAGGUGAGGUGCCUUUUCACCUGAGUUUCUUGCCAGCCAGAAGUCCAUUCUGAGGACACAGGGGUUAGUAAGAAACCCUGAAGCUGGGCAAUUUGUGGCUUUUCUAUCAACAUCAGGGUUUUAAAGACAAAAGCCAUUGGGCGAGCGCUGUUGAGGGCUUCCCUGGGAGGCCCUGUCUGGCCCUGCAGCUCUGCCAGGCCAAGGCUAGAGGUGGCUGGCCUUGGGGACCCUCCAAGAAUGGCCCCUGGGUUAUAAGGCGCACAACACCAAUCAGAGGCCAGGCUGGAUCUGGUAGGGACACUUCUUGGAAACAGAGUCCUGUGGGGCUCUGACUCUGGUGUCUAUGGGCAACAGCAGAAAAGUGGGGCCUUAGGAGAGCUCACAUCCUUAGUGCUAAUGCUGAUGACACUGGUGAUGGUGGUGACGAUGAUGAGCGUGAGAAUUAGCACUUCCUCUUUGCCAGGUGCAGGGCUAGGCAAUUUAUUUUACACACAUUGUUUCAUUCAAUCCUCACAAGAUCCCUACCUGGAGGAAACUGAGGCUCAGAGAGGUUAAGUAAACCACCAAGGGCACAAAGUUAGUAAGCACCAGGAUUCAACUCCAGACCUAUUGGAUUCAAGGUAGCCAGCAACCUGUAAGCACUGGAGGAAAGGAAAGUAACAUUGGCCAGGGCCUCCGAGAGACAAAUAUUUUAUCCCCGUUUUUACAGAUGAGGAAACAGAGAACCAGAGAGGUUAGCAUUUUCCCCAUGAAGUCAGGUACUGUGCAAAACACUUUCCAUAUGUCAUCUCCUCGAUCAUCAUAACAUCCCUAUGAAGUAAUUCUUUUUUUUAAAGUAUUUGUUUAUUUAUUUAUGGCUGCAUUGGGUCUUCGUUGUGGUGUGCGGGCUUCUCAUUGCGGUGGCUUCUCUUGUUGUAGAGCAUGGGCUCUAGGCAGAAGGGCCUCAGUAGUUGUGGCACGCGGGCUCAGUACUUGUGACACACGGGCUUAGUUGCUCUGCGGCCUGUGGGAUCUUCCCUGACCAGGGCUUGAACCCGUGUCCCCUGCAUUGGCAGGCGGAUUCUUCUUUUUUUUUUUGGCAGGCCGAUUCUUAACCACUGUGCCACCAGGGAAGUCCUGAAGUAAGUAAAUCUAUGAUCCCCAUUUGUGUAGAUGAGGAAACCAAGGCCUGAGACUAAAUGACUUGCAGGUGUUCAAAACCAGGCAAUCUGACUCGAGGGCCCAUGCUCUUAACUCCCUGAGUUGCCCAAUAUUGGAAUGAGAUGUGGUGGGCUGGACCAGAACCUGGGACUACUGACUCCCAGGCUAGUGCUCCAAGGUUACAUGUAGGAUUUCUCUCUCUCUCUCUCUCUCUCUCUAUUUCUUUUUUUUUGGCCACGCACCAUGUGGGAUCUUCGUUGCCUGACCAGGGAUCAAACCUGCGUCUGUUGCAUUGGAAGCGUGGAGUCAUAACCACUGGACCGCUGGGGAAGUCCUAGGCUUUCUCUUGGGAUUCGUUGUCCCUUAAAAGCACACUGGUCUAAAGCCCAAAGAGUGAAAUCAUGCCCUGUGGUUCUGGGAACCUCAGGCUGGAGAAGAAGGAAGCUCUUGCCCUGGUGUUCAAGUCUGAGCAGGUGUACUGUGGACCCUCCCUGUUUCCUCCUCUGGCUGGGAGGGAGCCCAGGUAGGGCAGGCAGGGUGGGUCAGCCCUUGUGAGUGCAGGGUGGGAGGAGAGCAGGAGGCAGGAGGGCCCAAUAAAACAGGCCUAAAUCUUCCCGCCUUCCUGCCUUUACCCAGGCGGUGCCCUCAUCUCCUGCCUGGCAAACAGAAGGGCAUGAUGAUGAGAGUUCAAGGUUGGCAUCAGGAGACCCGAGUUCUGGUUCUGGCUCUGGCACUCACUCCAUGUGCACCCUUGACUCUGGGCAGUUUCCUUAUCUACACAAUGUGUGGUGGUGGUAAUGGGGGAUCAAAAUCCUCUGGGAUUUUUAGUUAACACAUUAUUUAUUAAGAACCUACAAUAUGCCAGGUACUGGAGACAUAGCAUGUGCAAAAGCAGAUUCAGGCCCUGCUUUCAUGGGUCUUAGAGUCUAGUAGGAAGAGGUUCCAAGAUCAAAUCUUCACUGAAGCUAAUGUAAAAUGACAACUGUUUACCAGUGUUUUAAAGGCCUGCAGAACUAAGGGAGCCCAGGAUGGUGGGAGUCAGGGGAGGGAAUGGGUUGAUAGUCUGAGGGGCAGCAAGGAAGGAUGCGGUGAAGAUGUGGUUUACUAGAUGAAUAUCCGCUGGCAGGGGACAGCACCCUGUUGUGAGAUGGUUCACCCAAGAAACUGGGAGGAGGCCAGUGGGCCUGGGGAAGCAUGCAGGAGGCUGGCCAUUUGAAGGCAUUGUGGGCCACAGUAAGAGAAGUCAUUGAAGUUUUGGGAUUUUUUUGGGGGGGAAUUAGGGAGUGAGGGGAUACUUAAGAGAGAGAGAGAGAGAGGGUUACAUUUGGAAUCUGGGUCAACGUAUCUUCUAAGGAAAAGAUUUUUUUUAAAGCCACUCCCUCUGAGGAGUCUUCCUGGAUUUCUCCACCUUUGACCUAUGGUAUCCCUCCCUUUCUGGCCUGCAGCCCGGCAUGACAAACUCAAGCCUCCAGGGCAGCCAGACCUGGGCUUUUUCUUCCUGCACUGAAUUGCACUGUGACUUCAAACGAGGUCCUCUGCCUUCCCAGGCCUCAGUUUCCCCAGCUGUGCCCAAGCAGGUUGUCUCGAAGGACCCGCCCAGUGCUAACGCAACGUGAUUCGCUCUGGCAGGAGCGGUGGGCUGCCUGCAUUGCUGCGCAGGCAUCGGACUGCCCGCUGGGGCACCGUCACCAGGCUACGGGCGCUUUCCUCCCGGGCAGGGGGCAGCGGACGAGGAUCGCGGCGCCAGACGUUGCGCAGAAAAGUGGGGGCGCGACCCCCUGCUGGAGCGGGCACCGCGCGGCCCCGCCCCCGCAGCCAGCUGCCCUGCGGCAGCCGGGGCCCGAGCUCCGCCCUCCUCCUCCCGCCGGCCUCUCUCCCUCCUCCCGCCUCCCUUCCUCGCUCGCUCGCUCCCUCCCCCCAAGCCGGCUCGGCGCUGACUCCGCCGCACGCUGCAGCCGCGGCUGGAAGAUGGCGGGGAACGACUGCGGCGCGCUGCUGGACGAAGAGCUCUCUUCCUUCUUCCUCAACUAUCUCGCCGACACGCAGGGCGGGGGAUCUGGGGAGGAGCAACUCUGCGCUGACUUUCCGGAGCUAGACCUCUCCCAGCUGGACGCCAGCGACUUCGACUCGGCCACCUGCUUUGAGGAGCUGCAGUGGCGCCCGGAGAACUCCGAGACCGAACCCAGCCAGUACAGCCCCGACGAUCCGGAGCUCUUCCAGAUAAUCGACAGUGAGAAUGAGGCCCUCCUGGCAGCACUCACCAAAACCCUGGAUGACAUCCCCGAAGAUGUUGUGCAUCUGGCCGCCUUCCCAGCCCUGGAUGAUGGAGACGCACCCUCCUGCGCUUCUGCUUCGCCUGUCCCCUCAUCUGCGCCCCCCAGCCCCUCCCUGGAGAGGGCCCCAGCCUCGGCCCCUGAAGUGGAUGAGCUCUCGCUGCUGCAGAAACUCCUUCUCACCACGUCCUACGCAACCUCGACCUCUGACAGCCAGAAGGAAGGGACCGCCUGGCGCCAGGCAGGCUUCAGGUCCAGAAGUCAGCGGCCUUGCGUCAAGAUGGACAGCGCCCAAGACAGGAAGGCCCCCAUGAUGCAGUCUCAGGCCCGGAGUUGCACAGAGCUGCAUAAGCACCUCACCUCGGUGCCAUCCUGCCCCCGGGCUAAAGCCUGCUCCCCUGAUAGGGUCCUCCAGCAACCACCACCCCUGAGUCCCUGGGUCCCUGCCAAGGAGGAUGAGGAGGCGGGUCAGGACUGCCCGAGUCCCCAGCCGGCUCCAGCCUCUCCCUGGGACUCCCCAGCACCAGGCAGGGCAGACCCCAGCUCCCAGGUUUCCCAAGAGGACAUGCAGGCCAUGGUGCAGCUCAUUCGCUACAUGCACACCUACUGCCUUCCCCAGAGGAAGCUGCCCGCACAGGCCCCAGAGCCAGCCCCCCAGCCCUACAGCAGCCCCGCCAAGCAGGUCAGACCCCGGCCUCGGUGCCAGCACCCUUCCAAAGCCACCUGGGCUGAGUUCUCCAUCCUGAGGGAACUUCUGGCUCAAGAUAUCCUCUGUGAUGUCAGCAAACCCUACCGCCUGGCCACGCCUGUCUACGCCUCCCUCACACCCCGGGCCCGGCCCAGGCCCAAAGACAGCCAGGCCUCUGCGGGCCACCCCACCCCCGUGGAGGAGGUGCGGGUCGCAGCUUCACCCCAGAGCUCGGGGCCCAGACCCAGCCUGCGCCCACUGCGGCUGGAGGUGAAAGGGCACAUCAGCCGGUUGGCCAGGCUGCAGCCUGAGGAGGAAGAUGAGGAAGAGGAAGAGGAAGAAGAAGAAAAAGAGGAAGAGGAGGAGGAGGAGUGGGGCCGGAAAAGGCCGGGCCGGGGCCUGCCGGGGACCAAGCUGGGGAGGAAGCAGGAGAGCUCCGUGUGCCCCGUGCGGCGUUCCAGGAGACUGAACCCGGAGCUGGGCCCCUGGCUGACGUUCACCGAUGAGCCGAUGGUCCCCGCGGAGCCCCAACGGGCUCUGCCCUCGCUGCGCCUGGCCCCUGAGGCCUGCGACGUGGAGGGGAAGCUGGGCAGCCCCGCGGACGAGGACAGUGGCCAAGAACAGCAGCUCCGACGGGGACCCCAGAUCCCAGCUCUGGAGAGCCCCUGUGAGAGCGGGUGUGGGGACACCGACGAGGACCCCAGUUGUCCGCAGCUCUCUUCUGGAGACUCUCCCAGGUGCCUCAUGUUGGCCUUGUCGCAAAGCCCCACUGGCGACCCUCCUUUUGGCAAGAAGAGCUUCGAGCAGACCUUGACGGUGGAGCUCUGCGGCACGGCAGGACUCACUCCGCCCACCACUCCUCCAUACAAGCCCACAGAGGAAGACCCCUUCAAGCCAGACAUCAAGCACAGCCCAGGCAAAGACAUAGCUCCCACCCUGGAGGUUCCCCAGCUCGGGACUGCUGCAGAGGCUGCCCACAAGCCAAAGAAGCACCCAGAGCGGAGCGAGCUCCUGUCCCACCUGCGGCAUGCCACAGCCCAGCCAGCCUCCCAGGCUGGUCAGAAGCGCCCCUUCUCCUGUUCCUUUGGAGACCACGACUAUUGCCAGGUGCUCAAGCCAGAUGGCGCCCUGCAGAGGAAGGUGCUGAGGUCCUGGGAGCCAUCUGGGGUCCACCUUGAGGACUGGCCCCGGCAAGGUGCCCUGAAGGCUGAGGCACGUGCCUCUGGCAGAGAGGAAGACGGGAGCUAUGAUGUCGGUGCCCCCGCCAAGGACAGUACGCUGCUGAGAGACCACGAGAUCCGCGCCAGCCUCACCAAGCACUUUGGCCUCCUGGAGACAGCCUUGGAGGAUGAAGACCUGGCCUCCUGCAAGAGCCCUGAAUACGACACCGUCUUUGAGGACAGCAGCAGCAGCAGUGGCGAGAGCAACUUCCUCCUAGAGGAGGACGACGAGGAGGAGGAGGAUGAAGAGGACUCAGGGGUCAGUCCCCCUCGCUCUGACCACUGCCCGUACCAGAGCCCACCAAGCAAGGCCAGUCGGCAGCUCUGUUCCCGCAGCCGCUCCAGCUCUGGCUCCUCAUCCUGCCGCUCCUGGUCUCCAGCCACACGAAGGACCUUCAGAUGUGAGAGCAGAGGGUCGUGUUCAGACAGAACGCCAAGUGUCCGGCACACCAGGAAGCGGCGGGAAAAGGCCAUUGGUGAAGGCCGUGUGGUGUACGUUCGAAAUCUCUCCAGUGACAUGAGCUCCCGUGAACUGAAGAGGCGCUUCGAGGUGUUUGGCGAGAUUGUGGAGUGCCAGGUGCUCACGAGAAGCAAGAGAGGCGAGAAGUACGGCUUCAUCACCUACCGGUGUUCUGAGCACGCCGCCCUCUCUCUGAGGAACGGCGCUGCCCUGCGGAAACGCAGUGAGCCCUCCUUCCAGCUGAGCUACGGGGGGCUCCGGCACUUCUGCUGGCCCCGCUACACUGACUAUGAUUCUAAUUCAGAAGAGGCCCUGCCUGCGUCAGUGAAAACCAAGUACGAAGCCAUGGAUUUUGACAGCUUACUGAAGGAGGCCCAGCAGAGCCUGCACUGAUAACAGCCUUAACCUUCGAGGAAUACCUCAAUACCUCAGACAAGGCCCUUCCAAUAUGUUUACGUUUUCAAAGAAAUUAAGUAUAUGAGAAGGAGAGAGAGCGAAUGCGUGAGAGAGAGAGAGAGAGAGAGAGAGAGAGAGGGACUUGGAACUGCUGUCCUUUUAAAACAAACAAAAAAAAUUAAUGUUUACAUUGAACAAAGCUGCUUCUGUCUGUGAGUUUCCAUGGUGUUGACGUUCCACUGCCACAUUAGUGUCCUCGCUUCUGACGGGUUGUCCUGGGUGCGCUCCAGACGCUGAGUCCGUCACCCGCCUCCCCUUCCUCCCCGACCGACGUCCCCUCGUAGACGUGCAGCUGUGUUCACCAUACCAUUUCUUGUCUGUAGUGUGUGAUGAUGAAAUCGUUACUUGUGAAUAGAAUCAGGAUUAUAAACUCAUUUUUAAUUGAAGAAAAAAAAAGUAUAUCCUUAAUGUAUUUAUGGCUCAGAUGUACUGUGCCUGGGAUUAUUGUAUUGCUUCCUUGAUUUUUUAACUAUGCACUGUCGUGAGGUGUUUGCCACUGAGCUGCACUGCUCCCUUUGCCAGAAUGCCCCAGAGGUGCUGGGUGGCCGGAAGCCUGGUCACUGGGGAGGUGUGGCAUGCAGCCACAGCUAGGAGGAAUGGAGAGAGGUUUCUGGGCCUCUUCUGCCGAGUGCUGCCUUGUCUCUCAUUGAGCAAGUUUGGGUCCAUUUACAAUCAGAGCCCUCAUCUGGUGUCCAGCUCACGCUUAGAAUUUGUGCCGGGCCGUGAGUGCUCAGAUCCUUGUGGACCUUGGAAGGAAGGUGGGGUGAGCUGCGUUAUUCCUGUUUUCCAGGCAGUGCCCCAAGAGGCGAAAUGACUUACCCAGGGUCCCACGACCAGUGAGACUACAGAGGAACGGCCCUGCCUGGGCCUAUCCUAGGGUAAAGAGGCAAAGUUGCAAGGACUGGUAGAGGUGGGUUCAGCUAAAAAGGACAACAGGCUAGAGGCUUCCAGGCUCAUUUUGUGGGGGUAAGUCAAUGGCUGCCUCACCAGCAUGGGGCAAGUGUAGGCUCUGGCACCAGUCUUGAUCCAAGGGGUCCUGUGGUUUGCUUACACCUGUGGACAUGCCAUCACAGCUUCAGUGACACACCUGGGGUGACCCAGAGAGGCAACCUGGGAGCGAUCAUUCAUCCUUUUUGGGCCAGUCACCAGCCCAUCCUCCUUCAGCUUGAUUUCCCUUUUCUUCACCUGCAAAGUUGUUUUGGUGGCGUGGGACAGAGGUAGCAGGAGGGAGACAUGAGGGAUGGGGAUGGACAAGACAAUCUCCAAGCUCCUCUCCGACUUAGAAAACAUUCAUUGGGCUUUACUUUGAAAUUUGUGUUCUUGAGUGAUGUCAAAGCCAUGUCCAGCUUGGAUGUUCUGCAGGUGCCUUGGGGGCCAUUUGUGAGGGAGAGCAUGGCCAGGCAGGGUAAGAGUGCAUUGCUUCUACUUUAGACAGAGCGGCUCCAACUUGGUCUCUUUCACACAUCAGGGUUCCUUGGGAAAUUUUUGUGUUUAAAAGAAAAAAAAAAAGCAAAAAGGUCCUGCUGCUUAAAAAAAGUUUGAACUUGACUCAUUUAACUAAACGAGGUGAUUUAAUCUAUUAUUAAUGCCGGGCCUAGUUCUUUGGGAAUUGGUAGUUAUGGGGUUUUGGUUUGUUUGUUUGUUUUUAAGAUCAUAAAAUACCUCAGUAGGUUAACUGGGCUGAUGAACCUCUCCUGAGAGGUGAGCAUACUCCAAGCCCACGGAGAAGGCUGGAGGAGACAGGCGUUAGAGGAACAGGGAAUUUGAGUUCCUGUGUAUCAAGUCACUUCACCUCUCUGGGCCCCAAUUGUCUUUUCUGUGUAAUGGGCUGAGGGGGAGAAUUAGGCAAGUUGAUCUCUAAGGUCCUUGCCAGGUCUGAUAGUCUUAGCUUCUCCUAAGGUGGUAUCUAGCAAAUACAUAGUGGCAUAUGGGCCACUACACCCAUGUCCUCGGCCAGUAGCAGACAUAACUAAUCAACCACAGUACUCAUGUUCUUUGAGCUUGGUCAUGCUAUUCGAAUCCUCAACACAGUGUUCCGAGCAGCCAUUACUAACUGAUCAGAGUUUAACCUGUUUAACCUUCUGGUCUAAUCUUUGAAUGGUUUCUGUUAUACAGAGCUAUAUAGUGGCUGGGUUUCAUGCUGGCCCAUCCCUGAUCUAUGAGAGAAAAUUCCCCUAAAGCCCUUCCUUGGCACAGGACUCCCAAUACUACUCUGACACAAUCCCACUUGGGGGUGGGGGCCAAGUGGAAUAGUGGGCAGAAACAUGUUUGGGGAAGGCAGGGUUUAUGAGGAUUGACCAAAAGGGGACUUUCCACAGCAGGGACCUGCACAUUCUAAAUUCCUUUUAUAGCUGUUCACUGCCUAGCAUACAGUAGGCACACAAUAAAUGGUUAUGGAAUAGAAUGGAAUGGAAUAGAAUUUAAAUCCACCUGAUGCCUCCCCUAAGUCCUGAUUUGCACCAAGGAGUAAACUGAGAUUUCAUCCUGUGGAAAAAGUAGGAAGGUACUCUACAUUCAGAGUCUGGAGAACUGGGUUGAGUCCUGGCUCUGCCAAAAACUAUCUUUGUGACUUUGAUAAGUCACAGAGUCCCUUCCUCUCCCUGAGCCUUGGUGUGCCAGAAGGAGUCAGACUAGACGAUCUCUAAGCCCCUCCUAUUUGCUUCUUCCUUGAUUGCACUAGCCUAGAGAUUCUGCCUUGAGAAGAUGGUACCUUAGGGUAAAGAAAUGCAGAUUUUUAGCGAAGGACAAGUCUGUCCCCUCUUCUGGGUCAGCUGAAGCUGCCCUUUCACUUCAGAUUAAUACAAGGCACUUGAAGGUAGUUAGACAUUGGCUCUUGAGUGUAGUACUUGGACGUGAUAUGCCUAAGGUCGGGGCUGGGGCCCGCUGAUGGGAGAGGGUGCCUGCCAAAGGCAUCAAGAAGUUUCUUCUCUCCAUCCCGUACAUAAAAGGCUGCAAGUUCUAAAAUUGACCAACCCUGCAGACAACCUCCAUCCGGAAGACUCAUUCGGUGCUCUGUAUUAUUUACCAAGGAAACUCCAAGGUCUCUCCAGGACAACUAGUCAACCUUGGUCUCUUUCCCACCAAAUUAAGGAGUAACCCAGAGGGAGCAGCUGCCAUUGGCAACCAUCUCAUUGUAGCUCUGUCCUAGUAUUUGCUCUUGAUCAUGUUUACAUGUGAUUGCCAUAAAAGCUUACAGUAGACUGUGUUGGUAGCCACCCAUGCAAGGCAAGUCGUACUGUCCAUCUCUGUGCCGUGCUGGUGUUUUCCAAAUAUGUCCGAUCUAAACGCUAAGUGGAAUUCUUCCAUCUCCUUCCUCAGUCGGUACAGGCUGAAUCAGAAUCCUCACUCCUGGGGGCUCUGGUUACCGAAGGAAAAUGCAUCAAAGAAGUAAAGAAUAUGAGUGGAUGGAGUGCAGCUACGGCGGUGACCCCCUUCCCCCCAUCAUACCUUGCCCCCCAACCAGAACACUGCUUUGAGACCCAAAACACCAGUCAGGUGUCUGCAUCUGCUGUGAGUUCUCACAGCCUUGCGUGUCAAAUGUGCCCAGGAGAGAGGCAGGGCUUCAGGGGUUCCAGGGAGGGAAGAGGAAGGGAGGAAUGCUCUAAGCUGCAAAGACUCGGUACCCAGGUCCUGAUGUGGGAAGACAUGCAAUAAGAAAUCUUUCUUGCCUAAAGCCUGUGCUUGUUGAUGUUUGGAGAGCGAUUUCUUCUAGGUGUAUGCAAUAUACGGACUGAGGGGGCAGGGAAGGCAUGACAGUGCAGCCCUUCUGCAGGGGUGGCUUGGAACCCUAUCCCAGGCCUUAGGUUCAGUUGAAAUGACAGCUGAGCCUGCAGCUUGAGAGAUGGGACAUCCCAGCUGUGAAGCAGAAUCAACCCCAAAGGAUUUGUUGGUCUGACUCACUGAUGUCAAAACUGCAGUAUUUUCUUACCAUUUGAGAUUUAGCAGUUGUCCUCAGAUAUGACCAAGGAAAGCAAUUGAAUGUACAGUAGCAAAUAAAGUGAACCUAAUGGUUUCAAUGGCCAAAGAAGAGGGAUCCUUCCCAUUGGGGCAGAAGGAAACCGAUUUGUGCUUACGUGCAAUAUGUUUAAGCUGGUCCCCAAGUCCCUGAGACAUUUGCACACAUAGAUGGGCUCCAGGACUGUCUGCCGAGUCCAGGGGUACGGGGUAAAUGGAGGGAGAGCUUGGGAGCUGCGAAACCCUCAUGCAUAGCGAUGCCCUUGGCCCAAAACAGACGUGAGGUGGAGGGCCCCUGGCAGCCGGCUGUAGAAUGUCCAGGAAAGUAGGCAGAGGCUAACUUUGCAUGGAACCAAUAAAAGCACUUUGAGAAAACCACAGCACUCAGCCUGGCUCCGUGUUUCUACACUGGCGAAUAUGGAUCUCCUUGGGCUAUGUGAGGCAUUCUCCUAGGGAUUGGAACAGGGGCUCAGGAAAGGGGCUGGUGAGGGAGGAGAGAGCAGAGAUGCCUUCCUAGACAUCAUCCACAGGAGAGCCCAUUCUAGGGCCAGCCCUUUGGAGGCCCUAAAAAUAGAGUGGUGCUUUUCGAUCUUGGUACCUAUUUCUGUAAAAAAAAAAAAAAAAAAAAGAAAA